AUGAUAAACAUCUCAACUACAUAUACAAGUAGUACUAGUGCUUCUCUCUUAUCGAAUGCUUUUUCUGCACUAAGUGAUCAGGAAUCUGUGGAUAACAACCCAUCUGGUGACACUGUUCCGCCUCAUGUGGAACAUAAUCCACAACAUGUGGAGCAGUUAGUGGCGUCUUCUCUCCCACAGUUGCGUCCCUCUCUACUUCGUGGUUCAAAAACAGCUCAUAAAGUCAUUUCGAACCCUUCUACUCAGCCACCUAGGGAUCGGAGUAAGAAGGGCCCCUCCAAACGAAUCACCGAGGGUAUGCGAGAUUUCCAAUCGGUGAUGAACUAUUGUUCAUUAGUAGAUUUGGCUUCUCAAGGUCCACGAUUUACCUGGUGCAACAAGAGGGAUAAUGAUAUGAUUUCCAAGAAGUUGGAUCGGGUCUUGGGGAAUGAGGUAUGGCUCGCUACUUAUCCAAAUUCCUAUAAUGUUUUUGAAGCAGGAGGGUGUUCUGAUCACUCUCGAUGUCGAAUUAACAUUGUUAGUCCAGCUGGAGUUCAUCACCGACGCAAGCCUUUUAAGUUUUUGAAUGCUAUGGUACAUAUGCCUGGUUUUAAACCGUUGUUGGAGGAGUUUUGGGAGAGUACUGAAGCCAUUCACUUGUGUACUUCCUCGCUUUUUCGAUUUACUAAGAAGCUCAAGGCACUUAAGCCGAAGCUCCGUUCUCUAGCUCGGGGUACACUAGAAAAUUUUGUCGUCAAAACUAGGGAGGCGUAUGCUACUCUUUGUGAGAAGCAAGCCUUGAACCUAUUAAACCCCUCUGCAAGUGCGAUGGCAGAAGAAAAAAUGGCGUAUGACUGUUGGAGUUUUGUUGCAGGCCUAGAGGAGAAGUAUUUGAAGAAGAAAGCAAAGCUCCAUUGGCUGCAGGUUGGUGAUCAGAAUAACAAAACCUUUCAUCGAGCAGUUCAGGCUAGGCAAUCACACAAUAUGAUUCGGGAGAUUCAGAGACCUGAUGGUAGUACUCUCUCUGAUGUCGAGGGGAUUAAGAGUGAAGCAGAACGCGAUUUUAAAGACUUUCUUCAACACAUUCCAUCAGACUUUGAGAGUGCAACGGUCGCGGAGUUACAGGAUUUGCUGGUUUUCCGUUUUGCUUCAGAAGAUAAGUACAGGCUCACUCGACCAGUCACAGCGGAGGAGAUAAAAAAUGUUAUGUUCUCUAUGCCAUAUGAUAAAUCACCGGUGCCUGAUGGUUUUCUUCCCAAAGGUGCUAAUUCAAAUAUUCUUGCUCUUAUUCCUAAGAGGGUGGAGGCCCGGGAAAUGAAAGACUACAGACCGAUUUCAUGCUGGAAUCAGUCGGCUUUUGUCAAGGAUAGACUACUGAUUGAGAAUGUCCUCCUUGCUGCCGAACUCGUCAAGGACUAUCAUAAAGACUCAAUUUCCCAUUGGUGUGCCAUAAAAAUUGAUAUCUCUAAAGCUUUCGAUUUUGUGCAAUGGGCCUUCCUUCGUAAUGUUCUCGCUGCUUUGGAUCUCCCACAUGAAUUCAUUCAUUGGCUUAUGCUUUGUAUAACAACAGCACCCUUCUCGGUUCAAGUUAAUGGGGAGCUUGCAGGUUUUUUUAACAGUUACAGGGGAUUAAGAAUGUUGGAUAAGGAGGCUGGAGGAAAAUUUGGUUAUCAUCCACACAGUCAGAAUCUUGGACUCACCCACAUGAGUUUUGCUGAUGAUCUUAUGAUCUUAUCUGACGGCAAAGUGAGGUCUACAAAAGGCAUUGUCGAGGUUUUUGACAGUUUUGCUAGGCGUUCAUGUCUGAAGAUAAGCAUGGAGAAAUCUACAAUAUAUUUGGGAGGUCUGUCUGAUGUUGAAUGCUAA
Messenger RNA from Camelina sativa (false flax), 1845 nucleotides. NCBI's taxonomy places the organism in Eukaryota, Viridiplantae, Streptophyta, Magnoliopsida, Brassicales, Brassicaceae. The record is from RefSeq and is a predicted model, not a curated record.